CCCCUCCCGGGCAGGUGCGUGCCCAGCGGGCCCCCUGCCGCGCCAGCUCCCCCUUCUCCCCGCAGCUCGGCGGCGCUCAGGGCUCGCCUCACACCCCGGGGCGAGGGACCAUGCCCGGGGCCGGCCUCGUGCAGCCGGCAGCUCCCCGCCCCGCCUCCUCCUCCCGCCCCCCCCCCCCGCGCCGUGCGGCUGGCGGCUCGCAGGGAGGGAGCGUGAGCAGCGAGCGGGCGGGGGUUAAAGGUGCCGCUGGAAGGGAAGUUUGGAGAAGGUCGUGCCGUGUCUGUGCGCUCCGGCAGCAUCAUGGCGGAGCCCAGCGACUCGCCUGUCCACCUCCAGCAGCCCGCGCCGGCGGCCGCUCCCGCCGCCUGGCCCAUCUGCAGGGACGCCUACGAGCUGCAGGAGGUUAUCGGUAGUGGUGCUACAGCAGUAGUACAAGCAGCACUAUGCAACCCCAGGCAAGAACGUGUAGCAAUAAAGCGAAUCAACUUAGAAAAAUGCCAGACCAGUAUGGAUGAAUUGCUUAAAGAAAUUCAAGCCAUGAGUCAAUGCAAUCAUCCCAAUAUAGUGACCUAUUACACAUCCUUUGUGGUUAAGGAUGAACUCUGGCUGGUUAUGAAGUUACUAAGUGGAGGUUCAAUGCUGGAUAUAAUAAAGUAUAUCGUCAACAGAGGGGAACACAAGAAUGGUGUCCUUGAAGAAGCUAUAAUAGCAACAAUUCUUAAAGAAGUUUUGGAAGGCUUAGAUUAUCUACACAGGAAUGGGCAAAUUCACAGGGAUUUGAAAGCUGGCAAUAUCCUUUUGGGUGAAGAUGGCUCAGUACAAAUAGCAGAUUUUGGUGUUAGUGCAUUUUUAGCGACAGGAGGCGAUGUUACCCGUAACAAAGUAAGAAAAACCUUUGUUGGUACCCCAUGUUGGAUGGCACCGGAAGUCAUGGAACAGGUGAGAGGUUAUGAUUUCAAGGCCGAUAUGUGGAGUUUUGGAAUAACUGCCAUUGAAUUAGCAACGGGAGCUGCACCUUACCACAAAUAUCCUCCUAUGAAAGUGUUAAUGCUGACAUUGCAAAAUGACCCUCCCACUUUAGAAACGGGUGUAGAGGACAAAGAAAUGAUGAAAAAGUAUGGGAAAUCCUUUAGAAAACUAAUUUCACUUUGUCUUCAAAAAGACCCUUCCAAAAGGCCCACAGCAGCGGAACUUUUAAAAUGCAGAUUCUUCCAGAAAGCCAAGAAUAGAGAAUACCUGAUAGAAAAGCUUCUUACUAGAACACCUGAUAUAGCACAAAGAGCAAAAAAGGUUAGACGAGUACCUGGCUCUAGUGGCCAUCUUCAUAAGACAGAAGAUGGGGACUGGGAGUGGAGUGAUGAUGAGAUGGAUGAAAAGAGUGAAGAAGGCAAAGCUGCAUUUUCUCAAGAAAAGUCAAGAAGAGUAAAAGAAGAGGCGAAUACAGAGAUUUCCAUGAAUGCCACUAAUAUCCCAGAACAGAUCCAGAAUCUAUCUAUACAGGACCCUCAGUCCCUGCCUACUGUUAGUGAUGAAUAUACUGAAGUUCCACAUGCAGUGAAUCUUGUUCUAAGAUUAAGGAACUCUAGAAAGGAACUUAAUGACAUACGAUUUGAGUUUACUCCAGGCAGAGACACGGCCGAUGGCGUUUCUCAAGAGCUGUUCUCUGCAGGCCUCGUUGAUGGUCACGAUGUUGUUAUAGUUGCUGCUAAUUUACAGAAGAUAGUAGAUGAUCCUCAGGCCUUGAAAACAUUGACUUUUAAAUUGGCUUCUGGUUGCGAUGGCACGGAGAUCCCUGAUGAGGUGAAACUGAUUGGGUUUGCUCAGUUAAGUGUCAGCUGAUGUCUGUCCCUUGACGCCCAGCAGAAUUGUGAGUUUGUGAGGAGGCCAGCUUAGAUGCGAAGAAAAUUAAAGCACCCACACUGAGUUCUGCUUCUCUAGCAAUUCACAAAGUCAGAAGAAGCAAAGCCCUCAGCUACACCGCUGCUGCUAACAUUCAAAAUGCUACUAAACGUCUCUUAUCAAUUUGGAUUUCCCCUAUGUGAAAAGCAUAAGGAAAUGCACUCAGGUGGCUGUAUUUAUUGGUUACAGAAGGAAUUUUCUAUUAAAUUUAUUUCAGUUUUCAUAAAAUUUCAGUGAUACUAUUUUAAUUAUGUACUUCUGAUUGACAAUACCACCUAUCUUCUGUUGUAUUUAGAAAUUAACAUACUUACAAAAGUUAACCUAUAUUAGCCAAACUUGAAUUCUAGUUUUAAAACUGACUGUGAAUUUUAUUUUUCAUUUAUUUAUGCAUUACACGUCCUAGCUAUAAGAAAAUGAUUGAGCUGAUUAUGUGCUACUUGCAGUUAAUCUCCUGUUGAAACAAAGUUUCAGGUAUAUCUUUGAAGUAUUUGUAACUUCUAGUUUCUGAAAUGAUUGAAUUAUGAGUUUAGGAAGACUUUGUUGGUUUGUGUGUCUAAAAACCAAUCCACAAUCUGAUCGUCAAGGGUGUGGGAGGUGCCUUGCGGACAUUGAUGUUUUGAGAAUGUGCCUGAGGCUGCUUAAAUCUAGAAUAGUCUCAGUUCUAGAAGCACCAUAUAUAUUUGUCUGAGUUAGAAGGGGAUAUACUGUAGCAAAGACUUUAGACAAGUUUGACCUAAACUAUGCUUUGUUGGGGAGUCUACAAGCAAGAAUUAUUAUAAAAUGUUGCCAUUAAGCUAGAUUGCUUACGGUGCCCAUAUCUGAUUUGGCUUAUCCUUAAGCGAUAGAAAUUAUUUUGUAAAGGUGAUAAAACUUGAACAGAGUCUGAGUUUUACUUGAAAUUCUGCAAAAUACCAAGGUGGAGUGAAAAUAAUAGAAAGGGGUUUGUGCAAUGACUAAAAGGUAAAAUUUUGUUGUUAAAAAACAAAACAAAAAAAACCCAAUUCUGACCCAAGUAGUCUUAUGCUUAACCUGUGACAUAGCUAUUAUGGAGCUAAUGACUUUUGAAAGAUUCUGAAAUUUGGAGCAUAUGUUCAAGGAGGUAUAUUCCUUGGAUGUUACCAUUUAAACUACUUCCUAGCUAAAACUAGAUAAAUGGCAGCUCUUUAAUGUACUGAAAAUGGCAAAUAUAUAUUAUUAAGAAAAAGUUAUUGAUAAUGCCUUGUCAUAAUUGUUGGGGUGUUCUAGAGCCAAUUGCAUAAAACUCAGUGUAAUUUCAUUCCAUUUUAUUGUUUACAUGAUUAUUCAAAGAUGACUGCAAAGGUAAAAGGAAAAUAAAAGUGUUGCACAAAUA
Messenger RNA from Dermochelys coriacea (leatherback sea turtle), 3250 nucleotides. RefSeq names its product serine/threonine kinase 39 (gene STK39). Lineage: Eukaryota; Metazoa; Chordata; Testudines; Dermochelyidae. Gene Ontology annotation, molecular function: protein serine/threonine kinase activity; ATP binding. Gene Ontology annotation, biological process: protein phosphorylation. The transcript is spliced from 18 exons. The record is from RefSeq and is a predicted model, not a curated record. The coding region runs from base 301 to 1839 and encodes 512 amino acids.